Amaranthus tricolor (Joseph's coat) is the source of this 1103-nucleotide messenger RNA. RefSeq lists its product as uncharacterized. The record is from RefSeq and is a predicted model, not a curated record. The transcript is spliced from 2 exons. NCBI's taxonomy places the organism in Eukaryota, Viridiplantae, Streptophyta, Magnoliopsida, Caryophyllales, Amaranthaceae. The coding region runs from base 230 to 712 and encodes 160 amino acids.
AUGAUUGGACCUCCUCUUUUCUUUCCAAUAAUAAAAGGAGAUCAACCCCCCUUCAAUUUACUCCUCUUCCUUCUCUCUUCCCUAAUUUUCUCUCCUUAAAUCCUCAUUUCCUCUCUCUAAAAAUCUCUCUAAAACUUAUUCAAUCUCAUCAAAGCCAAUAAAAAAACUACUAAUUGUUUGAAGGGUUACUCUUCUUCUACCUACAAUCAUCAAUUGAAGAAUUAAAAAUAUGUCAGCAAUUAUGAGUGAAUCAAUGAUAGUAUCAACAACCCAACAAGAUUCAUCAUCAUUAGGAGCAUCAAUUCAAUCACAAAAUGAAGUUCAAUUCAUAAAAUGUGAAUGUUGUGGUUUAAUAGAGGAAUGUACCCUUGCUUAUAUUGAGAGGAUCCGACAAGGUUAUAUGGGUAAAUGGGUAUGUGGGCUUUGCUCCGAAGCUGUUAAAAACGAGGUUAUUCGAUCCGAAAAGCUUAUUAGUACCGAAGAAGCUUUAAAUCGCCUUCUAAAUGUGUGUAGAAGCUUCCGAUCAUCUUCCCCGCCGGCGGGUGGUGAUCCGACGGUCCAUCUUAUCUCGGCGAUGCGUCAUAUACUCCGUAGGAGCUUUGAUAGUCCACGGGGCGGGCUUCGGUCUACACCUGGAAGCCCGAGCCGGGAAUCAUUGGAUCAGAGACGGGCUGUUCUUGCUAGAUCCGAAAGUUGCUUUGCGGAUCUUUGAGAAAAAUGGGGAUUGAUUAGAAUGAGGAAAUAUUAUAACAUGAAUGAUGGAUUGUAUGAUAUAAGAAAAUGUUGGUGAUUUUCUUAAAAAAUUGUACACAAUUUUGAGGCACUAAUGGGUGAAAAUUUGGACUAGCAAAGAGUUUAUAAAAGAAAAUGGAAAAAAGAUUAAAUAAAUGAAAUUAUAAUAAAAGAGGAAAUUUGGUGGUGGAAGAAUUGGCAAAGAUGAUGAUGAGGGAGUUAGGAUUGAUGAUUUGUUUAGGAAGAAAUGUCAUAGUUUCCUAUUCUAGCAAUUACAAUCCCUCUUCCCAAAUUCUAAAUUUUGUUUUAUGCAAAAUUUUGUGUACAUAGUUGAAGUAUAAAUAUGUAUGACUCAAUAAAUUUAUUUUUGG